CAAAACUAAAACCCUAGCGUCUUCUUAUUCUUCGCUAUCGGCUUCCUCUGAGAGAACUUAAAGAACUCGAAGAAGAAGAUGACGGUAGAAGGAGUGAACCCUAAGGCGUAUCCGUUAGCUGAUUCUCAGUUAGCGAUAACGAUUCUUGAUCUUGUUCAACAAGCGACGAAUUACAAACAGCUAAAGAAAGGAGCUAAUGAAGCUACUAAGACAUUGAACCGUGGGAUCUCUGAGUUCGUUGUUAUGGCUGCUGAUGCAGAGCCUCUUGAGAUUCUUCUUCAUCUUCCUCUUCUUGCUGAAGAUAAGAAUGUGCCGUAUGUGUUUGUGCCAUCGAAACAAGCCCUUGGAAGGGCAUGUGGUGUAACAAGACCGGUGAUCGCUUGUUCGGUUACAUCGAACGAGGCUAGUCAGUUGAAAUCUCAGAUUCAGCACCUUAAGGAUGCCAUUGAGAAGCUCCUGAUCUAGAUUUUUGGUGGUAAUGAAUGAAUGAAUGAUGGGUCUCUCCAUUUAUGAAGAGGCUUUGACUGAAGUUAGUUUGUGCAACUUUAAGAAAAAACAAAAAAAAACUUGUGAACGAAUCCUAUCCAUUUUGAAGAUUGUAAUGCUUUUUAUUUGAGAUAUUUGUGUUGGUGCAAAUGCAUUUUUGAACAACAACAAUCAUUUUAAAUUGAGUU
Arabidopsis lyrata subsp. lyrata is the source of this 674-nucleotide messenger RNA. RefSeq names its product NHP2-like protein 1. Gene Ontology annotation, biological process: maturation of SSU-rRNA; mRNA splicing, via spliceosome; ribosome biogenesis. The transcript is spliced from 2 exons. The record is from RefSeq and is a predicted model, not a curated record. Gene Ontology annotation, cellular component: small-subunit processome; nucleolus; U4/U6 x U5 tri-snRNP complex. NCBI's taxonomy places the organism in Eukaryota, Viridiplantae, Streptophyta, Magnoliopsida, Brassicales, Brassicaceae. Bases 79 to 465 code for a protein of 128 amino acids. Gene Ontology annotation, molecular function: RNA binding.